AUCGCUUGGUGCGGCUGGUCACACUCGCGAGCAAAUGAAUUGAAUUGAAAAAAAAUAAAUGAAUAAACAAACUAGCAGUGCGUCCGCGAACAGGCGAUUUAACACCCCGGAGGACCACUCGUUUUCAACAUCAUGCACUCGAUGACGCGGACGCGCGCAUAGUAGAGCCUCCCGUUAAGGAACCCGGAGUCCGCAAGGCUACAGAGACUACACAGAUUUUGUGGGAAACCAGCCCAGAUCCCCAGAUCCAGCUCCAGACCCAGAUCAAACGACUCCGGCCAGAUGAGCAGCGGAAUGAGGUCGCAGGACGGUCCGCGGGCGAAGGUCAAUGCCGCCAGCACGCUGCUCACCCAGGAGGAGAAUGAGGCCGUCUUCAGGCUGCUGGGCAAGAAGUGCCAGACACUCAACACCGCCGUGGUGCAGAUCUACAAGACGGAGGGCAGUGCCCAUGCCCACUGGAAGAAGCGGCACACCGGAGUGGUGUGCUUCGUCAAGGACAGCGCCAUUCGGUCGUACUUCAUGCGCGCCUACUGCCUGAUCAAGAACGAGCUGAUCUGGGAGCACGAGAUUUACGAUGGCAUGGAGGUGGUCAAGUCGAGACCCUUCCUGCUCACCUUCGAGGGCAGUGAUGGUCAUGUGGGACUAAACUUCGUCUCCGAGGAGGAGUGCGACUCGUUCUUCCGCAUCGUGGACGCCACCAUAGAGACGCGCAACCGCAAACGGCAAGAGAAGCGCAACCGGCAGAAAAGCCAGCAGGCGCCCAAUGCUCCAUUGCCUCAGGUGCAGCGAGAGCCGGCAAGACCACCACCCAUGCAGGGUGGUAUGUCAGCCACGGACGGCGUUCAGCUGAGGAACAAUAAGAUCAACUCGGUAACACUGACGCCUGCGCCAGCGCCAGCGCAGUCGAAGAAUUUCCUGUCCAGCAGUUUUGGGCUGGGCAGCAAUGCGAAGGACAAGAAGGACAAGCGCAAGGUGACCAAGGCGGACAUCAGCCAGCCGACUAACUUUGUGCACAUCAGCCAUGUGGGCUGGGAUGCGCAGAAGGGAUUUGAUCUGGCGGGCAACGAGAACGACGAAGUGCUGAACGAGUUCUUCGUCAAGGCGGGUGUCUCCGAAGUGGAGCUAAAGGAUCGGGACACUCGCGCCUUCAUCUACGACUUCAUACAGAGCAACAAUGUCCUGGCGUCGGUGAAGCAAUACAGUGUGGAAUCGCCAACGGAAACAACGCCUCCCAUGCCGCCACCGGUGCCAACCCGACAUCCCUCUAAUGGCAACCAAAGAACUGCUCCUCCGCUGCCGCCGGCAAGACAACCACCGCCCGCAGUGCCCGUCACUGUGCCGGGCGCCACACGAGCUCCUCCACCACCAAGCAGACCACCACCCAUUAGCACCGCUCCACCACCGCCACCAGUCAGUGCGCCCGUUGUAGCGCCGCCACCCCCACCACCGCCACCACCAGCAGCGGUGCCGCCACCACCGCCCCCGCCCAUGCCAGUGGGAGAGAUUCCCGUCAUUACGACCACGCAAGCACCGACUCAAGCAGCCCGGCCAGCAGCUCCGGCGGCCCCAGAUCCACGCAAUGCUCUAAUGGACGCCAUACGCAAGGGAACCCAGCUGAAGAAAGUGGACACGGCUGCUCUCAGCACUGGAAGUGGCGAUUCUCGCAGCGAUUUAAUGAAGGAUAUACGUCAGGGCACUGUUUUAAAGCCAGCCAAGGAACGGGAGCUGGGCAGUCAGCGAGUCAGCGACAGCGGAGCAGGUACAGACGCCUUGGCCGAUGCACUGCGUCGUGCGCUGGAGGCGCGUGGCAAUGCCAUCCACUCGGACGAGGACGAAACCGAGUCCUCGGACAACGAAGGGGAGUGGGACUAAGGGAACUACGGAUGACACGAUGCGAUGGGGGCAGGCAGACACUAUUCCAAAUAUAAGCAAUAACUUAACUUGUGCUUUGGCAUUUUGGUUUAUCGUUAGAUAAAUCCCUGUAAAUACUGUUAGUGAAUUUUCAUACCUCUUUAAUUUAAUUGUACGAGUUUAACAAAAACAAAAUGUACUAAAGUAUAACCACAAAUUGAGAAAUUUUA
Messenger RNA from Drosophila santomea, 2081 nucleotides. RefSeq names its product neural Wiskott-Aldrich syndrome protein (gene WASp). Lineage: Eukaryota; Metazoa; Arthropoda; Insecta; Diptera; Drosophilidae. The record is from RefSeq and is a predicted model, not a curated record. Gene Ontology annotation, biological process: actin filament organization. Gene Ontology annotation, molecular function: actin binding. The coding region runs from base 283 to 1872 and encodes 529 amino acids. The transcript is spliced from 7 exons.